AUGGUUGAUGAAACAUGGACAGUGGUGGCAAACAUGAUUGAGGGUACAAGUGAAAUAUUUCACAAAUUUUGUAUGGUUGAUUUCACACGUUUAUAUAUAACAUGCGGCAUGACUCAAUUUUUGCUUGUGGACAACAAAUUUUCUAAUUGCCUUCAAAUUGAACUUAACGAUAAACCGUAA
Messenger RNA from Clunio marinus, 180 nucleotides. Lineage: Eukaryota; Metazoa; Arthropoda; Insecta; Diptera; Chironomidae. The record is from the annotation of a GenBank genome assembly.